Messenger RNA from Emiliania huxleyi CCMP1516, 1341 nucleotides. RefSeq lists its product as hypothetical. Lineage: Eukaryota; Haptophyta; Isochrysidales; Noelaerhabdaceae. The transcript has 5 exons. The coding region runs from base 1 to 1341 and encodes 446 amino acids. The record is from RefSeq and is a predicted model, not a curated record.
AUGGACUUGAGCGCCCUUGUUGCUGCCCGGAAGCGAGAACGCCCCCGCACCCUGCUCGGCCGAGCGGUCUCGUCGCAGCCCACCAAGCAGGUGCGCAAGUCGCCCGCGUCGGAGGCUCCGAGGCCAUCAUGUUCGGCGGCGCAGAAACGCCCCUAUGCGCCGCCCAGAGCCCUGAAUUCGCAGAGCGGAGCAACUGCGGGGCAGCGCGCGCCGCCCGACCCGGCGCCGCCGGCUCAGGGCCGGGAGGAGAUCCCGCCUCGCCGCUUCUAUGGGGAGCCGCGAGCCGCUCCCCGCGCCGAGGACUCAGCAUCCUCGCAGCCAGCCCCAACGUCUCUCGUCGUUCGCCUGACGGCUGCACAAAAGGAGGACCUGCGUACGGAGCGAGUCAACAUGAGUGUGGCGGCGGCAGUAGCCCUCCGCGCACCAAAGCGCUCGGCCGAGCCGUGGUCGGCAGUAGCCAAGUGCAGCCCGACGUCGGGUGCGAUGGACCUCUUUGUCUGGCGGUACAUAACGCCCACGUGGACGCUGGAGGCGCAGGCGCGGCCGAAGGUGCGCCAGUGGUCGACGAACUCCCAGUCGGUGUUGCGUGCCACCCUCGACCUGCUCUCGGCGCGGGGCUCCUUCAAGGCGAUGUACGACGUGAAGGUGCUAGUCCCGAACAAGGACCGGCCCUCGACGAUGGUCGCGGCGGGCGUGGUGCCGGCAACCUUCUCGGUGAUCACCAGCGCGCGCAAGACGGUCACGAUCGUGCUGCGCAUGAAGAUGGCCUACUUCAACGCGGUGAGCAGCGCGGUGGGGGAUCUGCAGGUGUGUGCGCCGCACCCGCAGCAGGGACCGAUCCCAGCCUUCGAGGGCUAUGGGGAGUCGGGACUGCUCACGCAGGAGGCGCUCAAGGAGGAGAUCAAGCAGUCGAUCCGCCUGAUGGUGUCGACCAGGCCGGCGUGGGGCAAGUACUUGGACCCGCGGCUGCUCACGGCGGCGCGACGCACGCCGGAGCAGGAGGCGGCGGCGGCGAGGCAGGAGGCGACGAGGGUGGAGAGGCUGGCGGGGGGGGCGGAGGCGGAGGCGGAGGCGGACGAGGACGCGACCCAGCCGUCCGCAUCGCCGGCCAGCGUGCUGGCGGAGUCGGGCACGCCGCAUCGGCCGUCGCAGGCAUCGACAAUCGUGCCAUCGGCGCCGCCCACGGCGAUGACCGUGGAGGACAUUAUGCAUUCCCUUUACCUCAAGGACAUGUUCGCGCGCGGGCGCCUCCAGAACGCGCUCAAGCACGCGAAGGCGGACGUCGCCAAGGACAAGGCGCUCAAGCCCAACCCGGACUUUGUGAAGGUCUUCCAGCAGUAG